AUGUCACAAUCUUCUUCAACUUCAAAGAAAUUCAAAGUAAUGAUUGCUGGAGCUGGUCUUGGUGGACUGGUGUUGGCCGGUGCAUUGCAAAAGUAUGCUCCAGACACUGUGGAGGUGGCAAUAUUUGAAAGGGAUCCACAUCCUACAUCUAGAGUGCAGGGCUAUCUUAUUGGUAUCAAUAAGAUUGGCACAGCUGCACUAAAGGAUGCCUUGUCGCCAGAGAAGUUCCAGAGAAUCCAGACCGAGUUGUUCAGAGUUGGCACACAGUUUAUCAUCACCAACAAGCAACUCGAACAUCUCAUGGGCCUACCUGCCGGCGCCACUGUCAACAGAGUCGAGUUGAGAAGAGUGCUCAUGGAGGGUCUGGACAUCACCUACAACAAACGUAUUCAGUCCUACACCGAACAUGAAGAUGGUCGUGUCGAGGUGACCUUUGUCGACGGCACAAAGGACACUGGCGACUUUUUGGUUGGCGCCGGACGGUAUCAAGUCGACCGUGAGGAAGCAGAAGCUGCCCAGACUUUGAGCUCGAGUGCUGCAACAUAUAACAAGAUCGACAUGCUCAUCCCCAAUGUGCCAAAGGACGAUGCCGACGAGAUCUUCACCAACUCUAGCAAUGAUAUGAUGAUCGUCAAGAUCAUGGGCAACAAGAAGAACACGGCAAUCAUUGGCAGGAGUAACUCGUUGCAAGAGGCCGUCAACUUUGGUGUCAAGGAGGUGGACAUCAUCACACGUAUCGUCGCUCAGAAUGACUCGUCCAUUGGCAACAACCUAGUGCUCAUCUCCUACCAAUAUCGUCCAGAGGGUGCUCUUCCAGAGGGUCGCGCUGCCAUGUUAGAGGUCGUUCGAAAGGGCAUGGAAGACUGGCAUCCGUUGUUGAGAAAGAUGGUCAACGAGCUGGCCACACCAGAGCAUGUGAUGACCGAUCAGGCCCACUCCUACUUCCAGGCCACGCCCACUCAGUAUCCCAAGGUGUCAAGGGUCACACUGCUAGGCGAUGCGGCACACGCCAUGACGUCACACGCUGGUAUGGGUGGCAACACUGCAAUGAAGGAUGGUCUUGACCUAGCCAAGGCUUUGAUAGAGGUAGCCAAAGGUGGUGAUCUCCAGACAUUGAUCGGGGCCUACGAGAAGGAGAUGCUCAGACUUGGUUUCAAAGCGGUCAACAUCAGUCGUGCCAACUCUGAACGAAUGCAUGCCAAUGAUGUUGGUUACAUCGGUGAGGCCAUCAGGAACAGAUUCAUGAAGAUGUUCUACAAGCUUGUAGUAUGGGGUGUAAUAAAGCUUGAGUAG
Molecule: messenger RNA, 1293 nt
Organism: Acytostelium subglobosum LB1
Lineage: Eukaryota; Evosea; Eumycetozoa; Acytosteliales; Acytosteliaceae
Exons: 2
Coding region: 1-1293 (430 amino acids)
Molecular function (GO): FAD binding
Source: RefSeq, a predicted model, not a curated record